Penicillium cinerascens is the source of this 1170-nucleotide messenger RNA. Its product is annotated as deubiquitination module subunit SGF73. The record is from RefSeq and is a predicted model, not a curated record. The coding region runs from base 1 to 1170 and encodes 389 amino acids. Gene Ontology annotation, biological process: regulation of transcription by RNA polymerase II; regulatory ncRNA-mediated heterochromatin formation; RITS complex assembly. NCBI's taxonomy places the organism in Eukaryota, Fungi, Ascomycota, Eurotiomycetes, Eurotiales, Aspergillaceae. The transcript has 4 exons. Gene Ontology annotation, cellular component: SAGA complex.
AUGGCGACGAACGGCAACUCCGGUCGAGGAUCGGGUAGCCUGGUCGGUGCAUCGGGCUACAAAUUUACUGAUAAGGAUACUAAGCCGGGGAAGAUGAAGGUUAAGAAGACGUCCAAGGUGUCGGCGAAGAAGAAGGCGGAUGAUUCCAAGGACGGUGUCCUCGAUACUUCGCCCACUUCCUCACCUCUGCCGAAGCUGGAUGACAAGAUCGCCGCGUCGUUUCCAACUGGUAAACCGCACCAGGAGGACCUGCUGGAAACCGUCAUCUGUAAGCAUUGCAAGCGACCUGUGCUGAAAUCCACUGCGCCGGAGCACAUCCGCGGCUGUCUGAAGGCGAAGCAAGAGAAAGCGCGCAAGAAGAAGGAGGCACGCGACGCAGCCAAUCGAGCGAAAGCUGGCGACGACGACGACGUUCGCGAAAAGGCGGAUAUCGGUGAUGACGUGAUGACGGGCCAGAAGAGCGCAAAGAAGAGCGCUGUCAAGGCUACCGAGGACAACAAGAAGGGCAAGAAGCGCAAGGCCGACGAGGACGACAAGGAGCCUAAGAAAAAGAAAAAGAAGGAUGAGCCCAAGGCCAAGUCAACCAAAGCUAAGGGUCCUGUGGAUGUUGAGAAGCAGUGCGGCGUUACAUUGCCCAAUGGUGCCCAAUGUGCUCGCUCUUUGACUUGCAAGAGUCAUUCCAUGGGUGCUAAGCGUGCGGUGCCUGGCCGGUCUCUACCCUAUGAUAUGCUGCUCCAACAGUACCAAAAGAAGAACCAGGCUCGUCAGCAAAAGGCUGCUAUCGAUGCCAAUGCACCGCUGCAAGAGGAUAUUGAAGUCAGCGGCCCAGUCGAUUCAGAUGAAGAGCGUGACACAGUCAUGGCUGCUAUCGCGCGCUCCAACCCAAAGCCUUUGGCCGAACACACCCUGAUCACCUCCAAAUCCAAGUACCGCUACGUACGGAUCAAGGAACAGAUGCUACACGCCAUGGGCGGACGAGCAGGCGGCGGGCUCUUCUCAACAGAAGACAGCCAACCUCUGUUCGGAGGGAGUAUCUUUCAAGCCUUCGAUCCCAACGUGGACGCAUCCUCAUCCCCAAUGCUCCCAGGCACAGACUCCGGGGAUGUCGACGGGUCCAGGAAAACCCCAGUACACGGCACACGCAAAACACCCGUGGCAGUGGCCUCGUGA